Messenger RNA from Etheostoma spectabile (orangethroat darter), 4481 nucleotides. It is a transcript of the gene znf217, whose product is annotated as zinc finger protein 217. Lineage: Eukaryota; Metazoa; Chordata; Actinopteri; Perciformes; Percidae. Gene Ontology annotation, cellular component: nucleus. Gene Ontology annotation, molecular function: RNA polymerase II cis-regulatory region sequence-specific DNA binding; DNA-binding transcription factor activity, RNA polymerase II-specific. The record is from RefSeq and is a predicted model, not a curated record. Gene Ontology annotation, biological process: regulation of DNA-templated transcription.
CCCACAUGGUAGUUGAUGCAUGACGUGAGAGCAUGGAAGAAGGGCUACUGCUUUAGGGUCCUAAUAAUCUGGAGCGUUAUCCACCUUCAGAGGACAAUGCCGACCCACUCGCUGCCACCGUUUGUGGAGAGCCCGGAUGGACUUGCCCAAGAUAUUCUUAUUAGUAACAACGCAAGCUUCCCAGGACCUGGCUCUAGCAUGACACCACACACCAGCUACUUAGACAAGGCUGUGUUUCAAUCUGAAGGAGGCGUGCCACUGUCCUGUAUGUUCUGUGAUCAGAAUUUCACUCAUCAGGAUGAGCUAGGACCCCACGUGUUAACGCAGCACCCCACCACUUUCUCUGAGCCAGCGGUGCUUAGUGAAGCAGAAUUCAGGAUCCCAGGAGAGAGACCCCGGCCCAAACCCAGCGGCCUCCCUGUUGAGAAAGAGGAGGUUACCAGCUGUAUUGUGUGUGGGCAGGUGUCACAAGAUGCAAGUGAGCUGGAGACCCACAUGAGGAAGCACAAGGACUACUUUACUUACUGCUGCAAUGUCUGUGGACGGCGGUUUAGAGAGCCGUGGUUCCUGAAGAACCACAUGAAGAUGCAUGUGAAACCAGGAGCAAAGAGCAAGGCCCAGCAAGACCUGGAGACCCCCGUCACAGUCAAUGGUAUUGUCCAAGACCCUGUUACAGAACCUGUAGUCACUGUUUACAAAAUGUGCAUGGUUUGUGGGUUUUUCUUCCCUGACCAUGACAGUUUGGUUGAACAUAGUAAAGUACACAAUCGAGAGGUGGAGCCCGGCAAAGAUAAAGAUGAGGAGAAAAUGGAAGGUACUACUGAAUCUCUUGCCAAACAGGAAAUAUUUCUUCACAGUCUAAACCUCAUGCCUUGCUCUUCAAGAGAUAGUUUGCAAUGGGAGAGAUCAUCAAAGUGGAUUCCCCAGCUGGAUCCCUUCAACACAUAUCAGGCCUGGCAACUUGCUACAAAGGGCAAGAUAGCAGUUGGUCCGAAUAAUAUUAAAGAUAUUGGCCAGGAAGCCAGCACAGACAAUGAAGAAUGUGGCUCUGAUAAGGAGGAGCUGAAUAAUAUUUGGUCUGAGGGACUGGGAGACAAAACUACAAAAGAGGUCCUUGGGAGAGAGCCCCGGUCUCAGCCGCAGCCGGCAGAGAACGCCGCGCCGCAGCGGCGGUCUCUGAUGCAAAAAAACAAGGACAAAGAAAGGCCAACCACUUGUGAGGACUGUCAGAGAACCUUUAGGACCUACCACCAGUUAGUUCUCCACUCCAGGGUCCACAAGCGUGAGAGAGGCGGUGAAGAGAGUCCAACUAACUUUGUUGAUGGGAAGUUGUCGAGUGCUGGCUCACUGGAGCACGCAGAGGAAGGCUGUGAGGAGGGCUUCGAGGAAGCAGCAAUGGCAGAAAACCUGGGACCAGGUGAAGAUGGUUUUGAUCGCUCAAAAGUCAGAUCAAAAGGAUGCAGUUACUGUGGAAAAUCUUUCCGGUCAAGCUAUUACCUCACAGUUCAUCUGAGGACACACACAGGUGAAAAACCGUUCAAGUGUGCUUACUGCGACUACGCUGCAGCCCAGAAGACUUCACUGAAAUAUCACCUGGAUCGGCGUCACAAGGACAAACCUUACGUGGACAUUCCGAGCAGACCCGUGCCUUUAGUGCCCUCUCCUAACGAUACAAAACAUGGAAACGACCAUGAAAAUCCAGCUCCGAACAGAUCCAAACUCUGGGUUCCUGGGGCCAAGUCUUGCACCACUGGAACGCCAGAGGACAGAUUUGAUAGCAUAGGUAGCAAGCAUGGCAAACCACUCGUCCAGAUGAAUGCUGAGAAUGAGAAAUUAAUUGCUAACUCUGCCUACUCCCCGACUGAUGAUGUGGUCGUAAAGUGCCCCGUACCUGUUAACCUGAAGAUGGAGAGGAAGGAGAUAAAAGACGAGAACUCUGAGGCCCCAUUAAAUCUGUCCUUAAAAGUGUCUCUCUCCAUCCCUGCCAGUGCAGAACCCAAAGAUGCAUUAAUUCCAAUUGCGUGUCCGUUUUGUGCAUAUAAAACCAUGUACCCCGAGGUUCUGACAAUACACAAAAAGCUCACUCAUAAAGAGAAGUCAGACAGUACAAAAAAGAAUGGAUUCAGCAGUUUAAAACAAAAACGUUUUACAGGUUGCCCCCCUGCGCUUGAUGGAAAAGAUGUCCCCCCACUCCCAAUGAUUGACCGGCGCCACCCUCGUCGAACCAAGUCCCCACCCCCUCAACCUGCAAAGCCACAAGAAAAGGCCCCUAUUAACCCACCUAAUGCUCCACAGCGCUCCCCCAUCCACGCACGCGUACACGAUGUUGUCCAGGAGACCCAGCGUUGCACAAAUGACACUGACACCCCCCCCAGUCAGGAAUCGUCUAGGUACACAGAGCUCAUGAGGAAGUCCAACACAGGCAGCAAGUAUGCCAUGGAGCGACCAGCCCCCCCAGAAAGAGUGGGAAUCGGGGAGAGGAGUUACCCAGCGAGAAGCGGUGUCAUUUGGCACCCGGAUGCUGCCCGGCUGUGCCUGUCGAGCAGAUUCGGGAGCCUCGGCCAGAUGGAUUUUGGUGAACCCUCAAGCAAGAGAUUAAAGUAUGCGCUACCUCCAGGCAGGGAAGCUGACACCGGGGAGAAGCCUGGCUUUAGAGGACCAGCAGGGAACGUGUCCAACAGGCUGCUUAUCACAGGGAGAAGUGUGAAGGCCCCGUCGCAAAUGGGUCCAUCCACAGCUUCUGACACCCUGGGUUCUUUGAAGACCACACCUACAGCCAUCGGAGGGGGCUUGGACACUGAAUGGAGCAUGAUGAACCUUCUGCGCUCCUACACCCCCAAUGACCUGGCGUCUCUCUACCACAGCACAGCAGCCAACCCCAGUCAUGGAGGACUGGCCAACCCCAGAGCAGGGGGCAGAACGGUGCUGUACCAACACUUACCCACUCUGCCCAGCCUCCAGAGGAGAGACCCCUCUGGCCCUUUCCCUAAUCCUCAACGCUAUGGGACUACUGACAAAAGUACCUAAAGUGGCACCAAGAUUUGAACUGUACGGCUCCCUUAUUUUGGAGCAGUUCUUGGAAAGUGCGUUUGUCAAAAGGUGUCUAGGCUCCACUAAUUAAAUUAAACUGUUUUUGUUUUUGUUUUUUAUAGAAGAAAAUUGUGUUGCAUAGACAUUUCAUGGCUUUAGUGUACAUUUGUUUUCUUUUUCAAAUGGAAAAAGUGCAGAUUAUCUCUCUUCAAAGAUGUUAUUCCACUGGUGGGCACCGUUGACUUUUGUUCCCAUUCCAAAAAAUAAAUAAAAAAAUAACCUGUUGCUUAAUUAAUUUUUGACCCACACUAAUGUUGAUAUCUGCAAAUGUCUGACAGAACAGUAAACGUUGUAUGUGGGAUAACAUAAAUAUCUAAUAAGCUUUCAGUACAUGAAAAAAUAUAUAAAGUAAAAACAAGAAAUGUAAAGUGUGAAAAAAGAAAAGAAAAAGAAAUUAAAGAAAUUGCUGCUCUGUUCACCUACUGUUUAUGUCCAGGCAGUAAUUAAGCACUAUUCUAUUUUUUUUUUUUUUUGUUCUUCCUUUUCCAAGACACUGAAGGGUGGGGACAUUCUGUUAAUAACUUAAUGGCUUCGGCCCAGUGGUCCACAGACAGGCCACAGUAACCUGUGUGUGUACGUUGGAGUGGUCUACCUCAUGUUGUGCUCUCAACACUGUUGUUUGUAAAGCUGCUGCAGCUAUCAAGUCAGCUGAGCCUCUGUACCUAGCUCUCUGUCGACUACAGACAUGUCUUGAGAUGUAGUAUAACUCGAUGGACGAGAUUUUUGGGGCACCACAUAAAACACAAACUCAUCUGGUGAUACAGUACUCCUCCUGGGGCCAUAUCGACAUACGGCCCAUGAUUAACUGUAACAGUGGGGCUGUGAAGUUGUUUCAAUUUACUUGGCAUUCGCACACUCACUUUAACGGAACGGAUUUUGUGGUUAUUUGUCCUUUUGAAAUUAAAUGGCUAUCGUCUGCUUUAGUGGUGCCUCAAAUCCAUAAGCUGUAAAAUGUACCAACCUUUUAAGAGUUCUGUUCUGCGCAUCAAAUGGUCAUGCUCUAUUUGGACUGCACAUUUACUCACUAUUCGGGCUAUGCCGAGUCUCGAAAGUGUCAUUUUGUUUCAAGUGGCAGCAGUCAGUCCCGGCUGGUCAUGAAGUGGUCUUCUAGAUGUCAUAUGACUGUAGUUCAGGAGGGAAACAAUACAGAAGCAGCUAUGUUUAAUGGCUCAAUUAAUUACACACUGUGAAUAAAACGUCUCAGGUUAAGUCAUUUACGAGCUAUUUAGUCUAUUGUAUAAUUUAGUAUAUUUGCCACUUUGAAUGGCUCGGGUUAAGUUAUUGCUUUCUUUCUGAUUGGUAUUCACAUUACAUGUGUACUUAUGUAAAAAUGAAAAUAUUGUUUUGAGAUUUGUAUGACACAUUUCAAUAAUAAAAGUGAGGCGAAAAGC